CCACCGCUUACCCCGUUCGAUCAUGUCGAUCCCGCAUCGCGUGCGCUCAGCCAUCCAGACCCCCGGGCCUUUCUAGCCAAUGCCACUAGCAUCGUCCAAUUGACCCCCCACUUGGGCGAGGAAGUGCGCGGCGUCAAUCUUGCGACGCUUGAUAACGAUGGGAGGGAUCAGCUCGCAUUGGAGGUCGCCAGACGCGGCCUAGUUGUCUUCCGUGACCAGCAAGACUUCAUCGACCGCGGGCCCGACUUCUAUCUCGAGUGGGGCAGGCACUUCGGCCGCUUGCAUAUUCACCCUACGUCUGGGCACCCUGACGGCUACCCUGAGGUCCACCUCGUGUACCGUGAUGCCAACGCUACGUACAACUUCGAGCGCGAGAACCGACUGACGUCUACCACCUGGCACUCAGACGUGUCUUACGAGCUCCAGCCUCCGGGUCUGACGACAUUCUUCCUGGUCUCUGCACCUGAGACAGGAGGCGACACUGCGUUCACUUCGCAGAUCGCUGCGCUCAAGCGGUUGUCCCCGCAGUUUGUUGCCUUCCUGCGAACGCUUAAGGCCGUGCACUCGGGUUUCGAGCAGGCCCAGUACUCAAGGGCUGGGAACAGGGGCGGCGUCGUCAGGCGUGAACCUGUUGAGAAUGUCCACCCUGUUAUCAGACGUCACCCAAUCACUGGCGAGGAUGCUAUUUACGUCAACAGACAGUUCACUCGUCGUAUUGUUGGCCUGAAGAAGGAAGAGUCUGAUGCGAUCUUGAACCUCCUGUAUGACCACGUCGACAAGAGUGCUGAUAUCCAGGCCCGCGUCAAGUGGCAGCCAUACACCGUCGUUCUGUGGGACAACAGGAUCACCGCGCAUUCCGCGAUUGUUGACUUUGCCGGCACGGGCGAACGUCGACAUGGUGCCCGUAUUACCCCACAGGCUGAACGUCCCAUACCCGCC
Messenger RNA from Postia placenta MAD-698-R-SB12, 939 nucleotides. RefSeq lists its product as hypothetical. Gene Ontology annotation, cellular component: cytoplasm. The annotation marks the transcript as partial. The record is from RefSeq and is a predicted model, not a curated record. The transcript has 4 exons. Gene Ontology annotation, molecular function: 2-oxoglutarate-dependent dioxygenase activity. Lineage: Eukaryota; Fungi; Basidiomycota; Agaricomycetes; Polyporales; Adustoporiaceae.